GGCGGAGUGGGAGCCGGCGUGGCCGUGAGUUUGGGCGACGUGAGAGCGUGCGUGGACCGUGGAAACUCGGGGAGUAGAAACUUCGCGCCAAUAGGCAUCUGACGACUGAUGUCGUCUCGGAGGUAAAAUAACUUAACCCGUUUCUCCGUCUCAUCGCACAGUGAUUUUCCAGCUUUCUGACAAGGAUCGCUAACAGAGCCCUUUUCCUCUUGCAACCUCUUCGCUGCACAAGCCAUAUGAACUGUCGUUUCGAAUACGCUUGCUAUCUGUCUGGCGGACCAUGAUGCAGGUACUGUGGAAGCGGAGUGCCGCUCGCCAUGGCCCGCCCAGCCCUCGUCAGCGGGCUGCUGCUGCUCAGCUCGUUACUGCUGGUAUCCGGAGACCACCCGUCGGACACGGCGGAUCCAGGCGCGGACCCGGUGGACCCGGCGCGGUGCCGUCUGACGGGAUCCGGUCUCCGGCCGGACGAGGUCGUACUCCCGGCCCGCUACUUCUUCAUACAGACCGUCGACAAGCACGGCAACGAGUUGACCUCCUCCCCUGAGGGUGUGUUCGAGGUCAGCCUAUCGGGGGACUCGGCCCGCGGUCCCUGCCACGUCAACAUGCAGACCCUGGACCGGCACGACGGAACGGUGAUGGUGCGGUACAGGGUGUUCGUGACCUGCCGGAACGCCGUGCUGAGGGUGCUCUACAGAGGGCAGCACGUGGCCGACAGUCCGUACAAGAUAGACGGUCCGAUAUACGCCGAGGAGUGCCCCUGUCCGGUGGACUCGCUGGAAGACUGGCUGGCCAGCGCCGGCUGUCCGGCCUCCCACCCCCAGAUCGAGCGCGACCUCAGACCGUACCACAACGUCGACUUCGACAGCGUGCUAGCGGCGGCCACCAGCCAGUUCUCACACGCCGGCAGCCAGAGCUUCUGCAACUACGUCGUCAAAGACAACCAGAUCCACCGCCGCUGUUACGGCAAGUACGUGGGCUUCCACAUCUUCAUGGACGCGAUCCUGCUGUCGCUGACGCGGAAGGCGCGCCUGCCCGACCUGGAGCUACUCAUCAACCUGGGCGACUGGCCGCUGGUGCGCUCCGAGAAGCAGCUCGACCUGCCCAUGUUCAGCUGGUGCGGCUCCACGGAGACAGACGAUAUCGUCCUGCCCACCUACGAGCUCACAGAGGCGUCCGUCGAGUGCAUGGGGAGGGUGAUGCUAGACAUGCUGUCGGUGCAGAGCAAGGAGCACGUGCCCUGGGAGCAGAAGCAGAACAUGAGCUUCUGGCGGGGCCGCGACUCGCGCCGCGAGCGGCUGCGUCUGGUCGACAUCUCUCGGGAGCGGCCGGACCUGGUGGACGCCGCGCUCACCCACUUCUUCUUCUUCAAGGCCGAGGAGAAGACGUACGGCCCCACACAGCCCAGGAUCUCGUUCUUCGACUUCUUCAAGUACAAAUACCAGCUGAGCGUGGACGGCACGGUGGCGGCCUACCGGUUCCCGUUUCUUCUGGCUGGAGGAUCUCUGGUGGUCAAACAAAAGUCCGACUACUACGAGCACUUUUACAACGAGCUGAAGCCAGGAAUACACUACCUGGAGGUGGCGCACGACCUCAGUGACCUCGUGGAAAAAUUGGAAUGGGCCAAGGCCCAUGACGCCGAGGCUCGGAGGAUGGCCGAGGCCGGCAGGUGGUUCGCUCAGCAGAACCUGAUGCCUCUCGACAUCUACUGCUACCACGCCGUCGCCUUCAAGGAGUGGGCCACUCGUCUCCGGUCCCCGGUGCGCGUCCGGGAGGGAAUGGAACCGGUCACUGCGCCGGACCAUGACCGGCGGUUCGGCGACUGCGAGUGUCACCGAAGCCGACCCCGGGACGAGCUGUGACCUGACCGGUCACCGGGCGACAGCCGGUGGAAGGUCCACUCUGAGGGGCCCCGGAACUGGCCUCUCAACACACCUCAGUCAUCAGUCAUCGCCGAUCUGUUCAACAUGCGCCGAGCGCGGGCUCUGGUCAGUCAUCGGCCUGCGUGCUGAUGUCACCUCCGCAGAACUGUCACCACCAAUGGCGAGCUCGUCACCCGCCGUGCACCUCCGGUGACCGCCCGGUGGCUGGCCAUGAACCGGUUGAAACACAGGCGUGGUUUACUCUGCUGACUGCUCCAGACUAAAUCAGACUGGCGCGAUGUGAGCCAGAUGCGCGUGCUAUGUCGGGGCCGCCACGGGGGCUGGUCGGGCCGGCUGCACAGGGGCGCUCAGGGGUGUCUUCGAGAAGUCUCUGUCUGUCGUGGCAGACUGGCGGUGGUUUACCGGAGUGGUUAGGGAGGGACUGGGAAGUCACUUGGGCAGGAGACGCAGUGUCCGCAUAAUCUAGGGUGAGCUGGUAUUGCGAUCGAAGUCUGGUGGAUAGAAGUGCGGCGUUGAAAUAAUGUAGAAUGCUGCAGAACCCGUAAUCGGAUCGAUGUCACUCAACAAUAUCCUCUGCAGCGUGGAAUUGGAUUGCAAAAAGGUCUUCCAGGGCUGGCGGCGGAUGUUUUGAAAAAUGGACCGUUUGGGAAUGUGCAGAUUCAGAUUGUUAGUGCUGAAGAACUAUGCUGUUAUAGCGUAAACGGUGACUCGUGCCGACUCGCGUGUUUCACGGUAGUGAUGUCUCUUUUCUUGUCAGGGAGAUUGCGAACUCUGCACUUUGCUCAUCAGUUAGGUUUCACUGUUCAAGAAGUACCUUAGCGUUCUAACUCGGUGGGCUGUAACGAUGACCAGGUCACGACAGGGCAGUAUUUUAAGUGGUCCAAACAUUAAUACUCAGUACUCACUUGUGCUUCGUAGGCUGAAUCAUCUUUUCAAGGUAUGACUGUUGUGUUGAGUGAAGUGGGAAUGCGCACACAGUUAUGUAUCGCUCCGUAUUGUAAAAUGCGGCAGGAUGUAACGUUUCACAAUUGUUACUCUUACACACGCAGGUAUUGCUUUGGGUAGUAUUCUGUAUGCUGGUUUUGUAUUUAAUGAAUACAUUUAUCUAUUUGUAAUA
Messenger RNA from Amphibalanus amphitrite, 2997 nucleotides. RefSeq names its product protein O-glucosyltransferase 2-like. The record is from RefSeq and is a predicted model, not a curated record. Gene Ontology annotation, molecular function: glucosyltransferase activity; protein binding. The coding region runs from base 318 to 1859 and encodes 513 amino acids. The transcript has 10 exons. Gene Ontology annotation, cellular component: endomembrane system. NCBI's taxonomy places the organism in Eukaryota, Metazoa, Arthropoda, Thecostraca, Balanomorpha, Balanidae.